Molecule: messenger RNA, 1101 nt
Organism: Fusarium redolens
Lineage: Eukaryota; Fungi; Ascomycota; Sordariomycetes; Hypocreales; Nectriaceae
Exons: 1
Coding region: 152-1051 (299 amino acids)
Molecular function (GO): oxidoreductase activity, acting on the CH-OH group of donors, NAD or NADP as acceptor
Source: RefSeq, a predicted model, not a curated record
CUAGAACUAUAAUUGAGAAGUGUCAUCCAACAAAUACUUUGACGUUUCCUCUCUACUGCAGUGGUCGUUAUUGUUGUCUACCAGCACAUCCGAAUAUUUACCCGCGUCACAUCAAGUGCACUAGCCUUUGUCACAGUCAAUUCUUGCCAAAAUGUCCGUCGCACGAUCUGAACUCAAGUUCCGCGCUCCGCCGUCAAUGCAAUUAAGUGAUGGCUCAGCCAACUCUAUUACAUCUCCCCCAGAACAUGAUCACUCCAUCACCACAUCUCUGGGCCGAGCACGAGCUCGAUUCGCGGUCACGGGCAAUGCCAUUGUGACUGGGGGUGCUGGAGAUAUUGGGUCUGUCGCCUGUCGAGCUCUGCUUGAACACGGACUCCGGGGACUAGCUAUCUUUGACCUGCAUCCUGAUCCUGGGAAAAAGACUGUCGCCGGUCUUCAAAGCGACUUUCCUGAAGCAAGGAUCACAUUUACCAAGGUUGAUGUGACGGAUCCUGAGUCCGUUACAGCCGCCGUUGCGAACGCAGAGCAAAUCAUCGGCCCCAUUAACAUCUGCCUCUGCUUUGCAGGUAUCGCCUUUGCUGCGCAUGCUUUGGAUAUCACUCCGCAACAAUUCAAGACCAUGUUUGAUGUCAACACCACGGGUGCAUUCCUGGUAGCGCAAGCUGUUGCGAAGUCCAUCGCAAGCAGAGGAACAGGUGGUUCAAUCAUUCUGAUGGCAAGCAUAUCAGCCCAUAUAGUCAACUUUCCUCAGCCUCAAGUCCAUUAUAACGCGGCCAAGGCGGCUAUCAUCUCCAUGAAAAGCUCACUCGCCGCAGAGUGGGCGAUACACGGUAUCCGUGUCAAUAGUAUCAGUCCUGGGUACAUGGAUACUAUUCUAAACGAGGGAGACGGUUUGGCCGAGCAUAGAGCUAUUUGGGCAAAGAGAACCCCAUAUGGCCGCAUGGGAAACCCGGAGGAGCUCACGGGUGCCGUUGUCUUGCUCGCGAGCAAAGCGGGUAGUUACAUUACGGGUGCAGAUAUCCUUGUAGAUGGUGGAAUCAGCGUUUUCUAGUCAUAUUCCUGGGAAAAGAUGAAACGUAUUUCUAGUCCUAGACCUCACCC